AUGAACUCUAAACCGGAUAGAAGUCUAACUGAGGAACAGUCCCUUGAAUAUUAUAGGGAUAUAGAUGACUCAGUAAAUGGUAACAUAAAUUUAGAGGAUAAUAAUUCGGACUACUUCAAAUUUCAGGGUAAGAAAUAUGAUGAACAAGCUGCAGAAAAAGGCAGCAUGGACAGCCUGAACAGCCUGAACAGUAAGAACAACCUGAACAGUAAGAACAGCCUGAACAGCAAGAACAACAUGAACAACAAGAACAACAUGAACAACAAGAACAACCUGAACGUUCAGGUAAAUUUUGAAGAAAGUUUAAUAAACGAAUUUUAUUUGAAUAACUCUAAAACGAAUUCGUCUGACCAUUAUAAACACGAAAUGAACAAGGAAAUGGAAAAAAAAAGUAAUUUUAAUAAUUUGGAUGAAGAUUUGAAAAAUAAACAAAAUAUAUUAAAAAGUAUUGAAGAUAAUGAAGAAGGAAAGGAAAUGAAAAUGAGUAAAGAGAGUGUGUAUAGCAGUGUGAUCAAUGUAGAUGAUCCUAUUAAUAAGGUAUAUGAAAAUACGAACCAGGGUACACAAGAUAUUAUAAAUGUCAUUCAAAGAAAUGAUAUUUCUAGUGAAAACGCAUUUGUGAAUAAUGCAAAUAAAAAGUUCAAUUAUGAGGAUAGAAUCCACAUGUACAGCGAAUGCGAUGGAGGUGAGCGCAGUAACGAUGAUGAUGGUAGACACGGCAAUGGAAAUGGUAAUAGGCACAAAGGUGAGAAUGAAGAUAGGCACGAAGGUGAGAAUGAAGAUAGGCACGAAGGUGAGAAUGAAGAUAGGCACGAAGGUGAGAAUGAAGAUAGGCACUAUGAUAGCGAUAAAGGUAAACACGACGAUAGUGACAGAGUCAUGCAGAGUAACAAUGCAUGUGAUAAUAAUAACAACAGCACACGAAUCAAUUACAACCAGCCCGUUCUGAUUAUACAUAAUUACGAUAGAACAGAGAAUAAGGAUAAGGAUAAGGAUAUGGAUAUAGAUAAGGAUAUGGAUAUAGAUAAAGAUAUGGAUAUAGAUAAGGAUUUGCAUAUAUAUAAGGAUUUGCAUAUAGAUAAGGAUAUGGAUAUAGAUAAGGAUUUGCAUAUAGAUAAGGAUUUGCAUAUAGAUAAGGAUUUGCAUAUAGAUAAGGAUAUGGAUAUAGAUAAGGAUUUGCAUAUAGAUAAGGAUAUGGAUAUAGAUAAGGAUUUGCAUAUAUAUAAGGAUUUGCAUAUAGAUAAGGAUUUGCAUAUAGAUAAGGAUUUGCAUAUAGAUAAGGAUAUGGAUAUAGAUAAGGAUUUGCAUAUAAUAAGGAUUGAUAUGGAUAUAGAUAAGGAUUUGCAUAUAUAUAAGGAUUUGCAUAUAGAUAAGGAUAUGGAUAUAGAUAAGGAUUUGCAUAUAGAUAAGGAUUUGCAUAUAGAUAAGGAUUUGCAUAUAGAUAAGGAUUUGCAUAUAGAUAAGGAUUUGCAUAUAGAUAAGGAUUUGCAUAUAUAUAAAGACAUGGAUAUGGAUAUGGAAAAACGGCGAAAAAGUGGAGCAAACGAAAAUACAAAAAACAGUGUAGAGUUUCACAAAAUUAAGAACAAAGAAUUAGCAAAAGGAAAGAAAAGUAAAGGGAAAAACAAAAAUAAAUAUAAAAACAAAUUUUUCCUUUUAUUUAAAAAAAAAGUUUCUCCUAAUACAAUUUUGCAGGACAGAGAAAAUAUAAACAAUGAGAAUGCGUCUGAUAAUGCGGAACUUAAGGGAAAAAGUAAAAAUGACGAUGUGCAAGGCAGUGACGAUGACUAUAUUUGCAGUAAAGGCAGAUAUAAUUCAUGUACUAAUGAAAAUAUCAAUAUACGCCACAUUGACAGUAAUAAUACAUAUACUAAUGAAAUUAACACUCUUAGAAGCAAAUACAAGAACAACGUUUGCCCCGACGACAAUAACAAUGCUUUCAUCCAUGACAUAAAUAACAUCUGGAUCGAUAAUAAUAACAGCGCUUGCACCAAUAAUAAUAAGAAUGCUAUUUGCACCGAUUACAAUAACGAUAUUCGCAGCAGUGAGAACAACGAUGGUUACUGCAGUAAUAAUAAGGCCGCCUCAUCCGCACUGCAUACAAAGACGAUAAAUGGUAACGUCAGUGCGAUUUCGGCAGCGGCAGAUGAAGGGGAAGGAAAAAAGGAACUAAUGUUAAAUGUGGAUCAUACUAAUGGUAAGAGAAAUUUUUUUGGUAACAACACAUUUUUUUAUAACAAUUCAUCUUUUGUAAGUAUACAGCAGAGUGUGAAGGAUAUACAAAAUCCCAUGGAUAUACAAAAUGAUGAAAAUUCGAAAAAAGAAAAAGAGGAAUAUAAAAAUAUUAGUAGUCCUAUUAGAGAAGGUAGUUAUAUUCAAUCCCAUAGAAUAGAAGACAAUAUCAUUUUAGAAUUACAGAAUGAGCAUAUGAGUGAAAAAAAUUUUGAAAAAAGAAAUAAGUCGCAUGAAGAGAAAAAAGAAAUAGUAGAUUCGAUAAGUAAAAAAAUAUACAGUUUUGAGAAGAUUAAAUCUUUUGUUUCAAAUAACACUUUUUUAAAAGAUAAGAAAAGCUUACUUAUAGAAAAGAAGUCUCAGCUAAGCAAGGAAGUAAAUUUUUUUUGUUCUAAUUAUAACGUCUUAUUGUGUUUCAUUUUAUAUAUAUUAUGUUUUGGAUUAAUAUUUUCUUCAUUAUUUUAUGAUUCUUGGAAAAUACAUGAUUUAGAAUUAAAAUCAGUCAGUAUGCUAAAGAAUGUACAAGUACAUAUAGGUGCAACGACUAUACGAAGAAUACAAAAACUUUCAGACAAAAAUGGGGAUGUAACUCUUUCUAUUGAUAAAGAACAGCAAAUGGAUUCAUUAAUAAAUAAUAAUUUAUGUAAAGCUAUAAGUAUAAAUGAACUGGAAAACUUUUUACUUGACUUAGCUUAUAAAAAUAUGCUAAAAACAGUACAUGAACCGAAUGAUAUAACAAAAAAAAUAAUAACUGAUGAUUAUUUAAUGAAAGCAUUAAAAAAUCCUGGAGAUGUUGGACUACUCAGUGACGAAAAACUUGUAUUAACACGUAAAUAUAUUUUCGGUCCUACAAUCUAUAAUUUAGAAUGUAAAUUUUUAGAAAAAUUAAAAAAGGCAGGCUCUUUUCAUAAAAUUCUUUUAUUUGUAAUAUUGAUAUUUCUAUUAAUAUCCAUCUGCUUAUUAUUACAUAUUAUUCUACAUUAUAAGACUGUGCAGAAUAUACAAAGAUUUAAAUACAUUUCUUUUGUUCUGGUAAAUUUGGCAUUAAUAACUCUAAUUUCAUCUGUUUUUUCCAUAAACCGUGUAUAUAAUAUUCCCCUAUGUGUUCAGAGUGAUGGAAGCUCAGAUAUAUGUAUUGAUGGGAAGUCCAUUCAUUUAAUUCGUUCAUCUAUCAUCUUAAUAAUUUUUUCUAAUUUAUUCUUUUGCAAAUUUAUAAAUAUCGUGCACGGUAAGAGCAGUACGAUGGAAGAGUCAAUCGUCUAA
Molecule: messenger RNA, 3495 nt
Organism: Plasmodium malariae
Lineage: Eukaryota; Apicomplexa; Aconoidasida; Haemosporida; Plasmodiidae
Product: conserved Plasmodium protein, unknown function
Exons: 2
Coding region: 1-3495 (1164 amino acids)
Source: RefSeq, a predicted model, not a curated record